This is a messenger RNA of Brassica oleracea var. oleracea, 1337 nucleotides long. RefSeq names its product probable WRKY transcription factor 46. Gene Ontology annotation, biological process: regulation of DNA-templated transcription. Bases 69 to 926 code for a protein of 285 amino acids. Gene Ontology annotation, molecular function: sequence-specific DNA binding; DNA-binding transcription factor activity. The transcript has 3 exons. NCBI's taxonomy places the organism in Eukaryota, Viridiplantae, Streptophyta, Magnoliopsida, Brassicales, Brassicaceae. The record is from RefSeq and is a predicted model, not a curated record.
ACUCACAUUUCAUCAAACUCUCUAAAAACGAAACACACAUAGAAUUCUAAAAAAGGUUCUUAAUUUUAAUGGCGAUGGAAGAGAAACUAGUGAUCAACGAAUUGGAACAAGGGAGAGAGCUUGCCAAACGAUUGAUAAGCAAUCUCAAACACACUUCUUCUGUUGAAUCUAGCAAGAUCAUGAUCUCUGAAAUCCUCCGCAUUUACCAGAAUGCAAUUCUCAUGUUGAGUUUCAAGGAAGACGACAAGAACAUCCUUAAGAGAAGCCGUGAGAUCGAAGACAAGGAUUCUAAAACCUUGUCUAAGAAGAGAAAAUUAUCGGACAAGAAGACAGAGGAAGUUAAGGUUUUUGUCGGAACAGGUUCGAUUGAUGAUGGAUAUUGCUGGAGAAAAUACGGGCAAAAAGAGAUUCAUGGAUCCUCAAACCCUAGAGGAUACUUCAGAUGCACGCAUCGAUUCACGAAGAAGUGUCCAGCAGUGAAGCAAGUCCAGAGAUCCGACGAAGAUCCUUCGAUUUUUGAAGUGAAGUAUGUCGGGACCCACACUUGUAACAACAACAGUACAUCCCCAAAGACGACGGCCACGAGCUUCUCUGUUUCGAUGAUGGUCGAAGAAGGAAACAGAGUUGGUUUAACAGAGCAAACCGAAGACAUUAAACCGACGAAAACCGAGGAAGUGAUGAUAAGUCUUGAAGAUCUGGAGUACAAGAAGGACAUUUUCAAGACGUAUUCUUUCUCUAACCAUGAGACUGAGAACGUUGGUGGAUGGAAAAGCAACAUUUUCCAGGAAAAUCUGUCUCCUGCAACGACAUCAGGGUCUGGGAUGACCAGCGAGAUUGCUAUAGCUGUUGAGGAUUGGGGAACUGUAGAUUCGUGUUUCUCUUCGUUGGCCAAUAUUAUCGAUUUGGGACAGGACUUGUGGUCGUGACAUUUGAAUUGGUGAAUGUAAUGUUCUCGUGGUAGUCAUUAUAGAUGGUGAGUGUAGUUUUAUUAAGGUUUAUAUAUUAGUCUGGUUAGGGAUUGGUGGCUACUAUGAGUUUUGGCCUUUUUGUUUCAAUAGUGUGUUUUGUGUGAAUUUUCAAAGAGUUUAGACGGUACAUCAUAUCUUAUACAAUAAAACAUGCUUGUCUCUCUACUCAUCAAGCCACAUCAGCAGGGAGAUAAGGGCUUUUCGCGACACGUCAGCAUUCUCUUCCUGUUCACGAGUUCAAUGGGCCACGCUUAGGUUAGUGUUUAGAUGAUAAAAGCCCAAUGUAACAUUUCUCCUUCUCGACGGUGGUCAUCUGCUUGAAAAUCCUAAACUCCACCGGCUCUGACGUAACUGAGCCGUAACGUUGUA